Aspergillus tanneri is the source of this 1893-nucleotide messenger RNA. RefSeq lists its product as uncharacterized. Gene Ontology annotation, molecular function: ammonia-lyase activity. The record is from RefSeq and is a predicted model, not a curated record. The transcript has a single exon. NCBI's taxonomy places the organism in Eukaryota, Fungi, Ascomycota, Eurotiomycetes, Eurotiales, Aspergillaceae. Bases 1 to 1893 code for a protein of 630 amino acids. Gene Ontology annotation, cellular component: cytoplasm. Gene Ontology annotation, biological process: L-phenylalanine catabolic process.
AUGAGUCGGAGUGUGGAUUUUCUCCAUAGCAAACUUGCUGAGGGUGAGACUAUUUACGGUGUCAACACCGGCUUUGGAGGAAGUGCAGAUACCCGCACAAAAGACUAUUCCAGCUUGCAAAAGGCUCUGAUCCAACAUCACAAUACAGCAAUAUUGCUUCCUAGUGAUCGAGGAAUGAGAUAUUCUCUGUCAUCGAGCCGGCAGCACCUAAGAAGCCAUUCUAUGCCAACUUCGCUUGUUAGAGCUGCUAUGCUCACGAGAUGUAAUUCUCUGUUACGAGGUCAUUCAGCCGUUCGGCUCCGGGUUAUCCAGCACAUCCUUACUCUCCUCACGAGUGGCAUGACGCCCGUUGUUCCACUGCGGGGCAGCAUUUCAGCCUCAGGAGACCUGACCCCCCUCGCCUAUAUUGCUGGUGCACUGGAAGGGAACCCCGAUAUCUCAAUCCACAAGGCUGUGGAUGACCGCUUUGUAACUGCAGACGUAGCUUUGGAAGAAGUCGGAUUGGCACCGCUGGAGUUCGGGCCCAAGGAAGGCCUGGGGCUUCUGAAUGGCACAGCAUUCAGUGGAGGUGCAGCUAGUCUCGUGCUGUUCGAAGCCAAUCAGCUAGUCCUUCUAUCCCAAGUACUCACCGUCAUGGGUACGGAGGCUCUUUUGGGUGCGAGGCAAAACUAUCAUCCGUUUAUAGCGAACUCCCGGCCCCAUUAUGGGCAACGAGAAGCAGGGACCAAUCUAUUCAACCUCUUAGCUGACUCGAAACUCGUCGCCACACUAGCCCACGGGCGAAAUGGCCCCUAUGGCACAGGACUGGCCCAAGAUCGAUACUCCCUACGAACGGCAAGCCAAUGGAUUGGUCCGCAGCUUGAGAAUAUGGGCCUGUCUCUGGAACAGGUCGUAUGUGAGCUUAACUCCACGACAGAUAACCCUCUUGUGGAUCCAGAUGAGGAGCAGAUCUAUCACGGUGGUAACUUCCAAGCUGCAUCAGUCACCUCGGCCAUGGAAAAGACGAUGAGCGCCAUGCAGAUGUUGGGAAAGAUGAUUUUCGCUCAAUGCUCUGAGAUUAUCAACCCGGCAUUGAGCAACGGCCUCCCGCCCAAUCUCAGCCCCGAUGAUCCAAGCCUCUCCUUCGCAUUCAAAGGUGUCGAUAUUAACAUGGCAUCAUACAUGUCCGAGCUGGCGUAUCUCAACCACCCCGUCAGUAAUUAUGUCCAAACUGCCGAGAUGAGCAAUCAGGGAUUGAAUUCCCUGGCUCUUAUCUCCUCUCGCUAUGCAGCAGAUACCGUUGAACUACUGUCCUUGAUGGCCUCGACGUAUCUGUAUGUGCUUUGCCAGGCGCUGGAUCUUCGGGCCCUUCACCGGGAGUUCGUCGACGAUGUUCAAAAAAAGGUGGAUAAUAUUACGGCUGCACUGUGCAGAUCGGCUCUUGGGGACCGUUUGCCUGUGACGCAGAAGGCAGUCUGGGAAGAGCUGAUGAGCCACUGGUCCCGAACAAGUUCUAGUGACCUUUUGGACCGUUGUGAAGCCACGGCGCGCUGCUCAGUUGGAUUCCUCUUUAAUGCUCUAAAAACAGGCGACAGUCCGUCCUGUAACGACUGGCUGAUAUGUCAAGAUUGGGAGGUCAAUAUUUGCGAGACACUGAAGCAGACAUACGCGAUAACACGAAAGAGAUUCCUGCACAAGCAAACCACCAAGACAUAUCUGUGUAGUGCGUCACGAAAUUGCUAUAAAUUCGUCCGGGAGAGUCUCAAUGUCCCGAUGCACAAGGGCAUUGUCGAUCAUCCUACAUAUCAUUCAGGCGAUACACAUAAGAAGGAAUGUAUUGGAUCACAAAUUAGCAAAAUUUACAUGGCACUGAGGCAAGGCCAGGUUCGCGACGUGUUGCUUCGGUGCUGGUAA